Messenger RNA from Oppia nitens, 771 nucleotides. RefSeq names its product macrophage mannose receptor 1-like. NCBI's taxonomy places the organism in Eukaryota, Metazoa, Arthropoda, Arachnida, Sarcoptiformes, Oppiidae. The record is from RefSeq and is a predicted model, not a curated record. The transcript is spliced from 3 exons. Gene Ontology annotation, molecular function: signaling receptor activity. Bases 145 to 771 code for a protein of 208 amino acids.
AUUAUUUGUCUUUUGACAUUAGCAACAAUUACGAAAUGUCAUACAAUACUAACUGAAAAUCAUUGUGAAGAUGAUUGGUAUUUAUUGGGUGAUAAAUGUGUGAAAUUUCACAACGACUUGGCCGGUGCUAACUUUCACGACGCUAUGGAUAUAUGCGACCACUUUUAUGGGGCAACACUUACUACCAUUCAUUCACAACAAGAGUUUGAUUUUAUUAGACAAAUGCUGUUUGAUUGGAGUCACGCAAAGUACUCGGUUUGGAUCGGAUUGAUUCGUAUCACUAAUGAAUCGUUCAUUUGGUUUGAUAAAAGUCCUCUCGAUUACACCAAUUGGGGACCAAAUGAACCAAACAAUUGGCACUCAAAGAAUUACUGUACUGUAAUGAGUUCUGCAUUAUCAGCAAAGGGACAGUGGUUUGAUGUGGGAUGUACUACAACUUAUCUGGUUAUGUGUCAAAAAUAUUUACACAAAAGCACUGAUACCACAAAAGUUGAGUCCAUAUUGGCUAACAUGUCUGUUGCGGAUCAGAUAAACAUGCAAUUGGAUCGCGAAGACGGUAUACAAAACUAUUCACUAUAUAGUGAACUCAAAUCUUUGGCCAUUAAAACCAAUGCAAACAUUGUUUUCAUUACAAUUUUAUUUGUUUUAUUAAUAAUAUUGAUUCUUAAAAAUAAUUAUAAAUUCGUAUUAAUUGGAUGUAAAUCACGGGAAAACAGAUCAUCAAACUUAGACAAUGAUUUCAAUACCAGUACUGAACACAUAGCUAUUUAA